CUGAGUGGCAGGGCCACUACACAUGCCUCUGUUCUUAAAGCUUUCCUGGUUCAGAAUAUCCUUCUCUGUGCUGCCCAACCAACGUGGGCUGAAAUCCCAGAGCUCACGUAACCCUCUGCCUUAGCCUCAGCUCAAUUAACUGAAGCUUGAGGUUUGCGCACCUAUCCUGGUUGAAGGUCACUUCCGCAUGCUGGACAUGGGGCUUAACUGUCGAGUACUUUCCAGAAAUGUCCAAGAUGAAUCUCCAUGGGAGGGGCCAGGGAAUCAAAUCUCCAUGAAACUUCAGUGGUUGAGCAGAGACCCAAAACCCCUCUCCAGCCAUACAGCACUGUAGUGGCUCUUAGGCAUCCUUAAAAAUUUUUUUAUUACAUUUAUUUAUUGUGUAUGUGUAUAGGUGUGGGUUUAUGCAUUGUAGAAGCAAUUGUCUCCUUCUGUCCUGAGUCCUUUAGAGCAAACUCAAGUGUAAGUCUUGGUAGCAGGUGCCUUUGCCCACUAAACCAUCCUACCGGCCCUUCAGUAUUCUUUGUUGUUUCUGUUUUUCCAAGACAGGGAUUCUCUGUGUAGCCUUGGCUAUCCUGGGACUCCCUCAAGACCAGGCUGGCCUUGAAUUCACGGAGAUCCACCUGCCUCUUCCUCCUGAGCUCUGGGAUUAAAGGCAUGUGCCACCAUGCUCAGCUAACUUUAUGACAUGCAUUUAUUUGUAUGUCUUUGUUAUAUACAGACAGCACUUGGCACAGCACAUAAGUAGAUGUCAGAUGACAACUUACUAGUUGGUUCACUCCUUCAUAUGGAUUGGUGAGGUAGAACUUAUGUCAUCAGGUUUGGUGACAAAGGCUUUUACGUGUUAAGACAUCUCAGUGGCCCAAUUUGGCAUCUUUUUUUCCCCUUAAGAUUAUUUUUAUUCAUGUAUACGUUUAUCUGCACCUGUACUUGUGUGUGGUGCCCAAAGAGGCCAGAAGAGGGCAUCGGAUUCCCUUGCAGCUAGAGUGAGAGGUUGUUGUGAGCUGCCAGUGCUGGAAACUGAACUUUUGGAGGAGUAGCAGUGCUCUUAACCACUAAGCCUGUUCAGCAUCCUGUCCUCUAGUGAAUUAGUUUUGUGGAGGCCGGGUGUGUGUGUGUGUGUGUGUGUGUGUGUGUGUGUGUGUGUGUAUGCAUAAGUACGCACAUGGAUAUACACACAACACACACACAGGUAUAAAAGUCAAAAGAACCCAUGUGGGUUCCAGGAAACAAACUUGGAAUUUCAGGCUUGGUGAUAAGCAGCCCUCUGAAGCACUGAGCCAUCUCACUGACCUGAGGCCUGGUUUCUGCCACCACCUCUAAUGUGGUUUUCAAAUGUCAAGUUUAUGGAGGGUCUACAAAGGGGGCACUUCUGUGGCACAGCCUCCAUCUGCUUACCUAGGUAUGGAUUCACCCUCAUUUCCUGGCUACUUGCAUGCUGAGUCAGCUCCUGGUACACUCCUCCUAUUGCCCCCAAAAGUUUAGUCACUGCCCUGUGUUCCUGACAUCCUGGCGGAUCUGCCCUGUGUCUCAGGAAUGAUUAUCAGAGCCUGUGAUUCCAGCUCAUUUGAGCUCUCAGCCUAGAAGUAAGUCUGCCUUGAAAUUCUCUCUUUGGGACUAUCCUGGAGCCAGGUCCACAAGGUCUCCAGAGAGAUCAGCAGAGGCUCGAGACUUCAGGAGUAAGCUGGACAAGCACUUUUGGUUGGAAACAAAAUUGCUACAUUUAUAGGGCACUUAAUUCUGCGUGCAAGGCUUUAAGCAUUUAUAAACACUGACCUCAGCUGGGCAGUGGCAGUGCAUGCCUUUCAUUCAGCAUCUGAGGGGCAGAGAAAGGUGGAUCUCUGUGAGUUUGAGGCCAACCUGGACUACAGAGAAAGUUCCAGGACAGCCAACGCUACAAAAACAAACAAAUAAAAAACAACAAAGAAAAAAAGAAAAUAAAACAAAAAACACUGGUGUUGUAUGUGUGCACAGGCAUUGGUGGUUUGCCUACAUGUAUGUCUGUGUGAGGCUGUUCCAGACAGCUGUGGGUUGUUAGGGAUUGAACUUGGGUCCUCUGGAAGAGGAGCCAGUGCUCUUAAAGGCUGAGCCAUCUCUCUAGCCCCCAAAUACUAAAAAUCCGUAUCCGGAGUUAAAUAAACACCCUUUUAUUCUAAGUAGGAAUAGGAAGACUCUAAAAAGUUUGGUAGCCCACCCUGACCCCUAUCAUCUGGGUGCUCACCUUAGACUCUAGGCUUAAACAUUUGCUGACCAUUACCAAAAGCUAGUGGUGGUAGGGCACACCUUUAAUCCCAUCACUCCAGGAGACAGAGGCAGGUGAAUCUCUUGAGUUUGAGACCACCCUAGUCUAAAAGACAGCCAGGAGUACACAGAGAAACCCUGUCUCAAAACACCCCUCACCCGAAAAAAACAAAACAAAACAACAGAGCUGACCACAAAAGCAUGGGGUCUUGGAAUGCUACAGGAGAGAUUUUGCAGAGAUCAGUAAAGAAAUGGAUAUGAACAUGAACAGAGACAGAGACAGGAGAGCAUCAGCCUUAGAUGUUCAGGAAAUGCUAGCACUCUUUCUGUUGGAAUUGGCCGGGAGCAGAUUGCCCCUGGGGGCUGACUCCAGGGCCUGGAGGAUUAGAGAUGGGGGUGCAGUCUGAGGAGCAAGAGGCACUCCAUCAGUGACUUCCCAGAACUGGGACCCAACCCAUUCAGCUGGUUAAAUCCAGGUGGCCUCAAAGAGAUCUCCCCGCCUUCCACCCCCACAUACCCUCUUCUCCCUGAGGGCCUCUCCCUCAUAAGUGCAGAAUCCAUGGGCCAGACUAUCCUCAUGGGCGGAGAAACGAAGGCUCUUCCCAGUCCAGUAAUAGACCUAGAAGAUUCCAGGAGAUGAUUGUGGCGGCUGUCCUGAGCCCCGGGCCAGCUGAUGUCCAGGUUAGGGCAGCACUGGGGCCCCGAUUCCAGCCUGGAAGGUUGGACUCUGCGUCGACCCCUUUCUGGCUCUUCUGCCACUCACUGGCCUGGACAGUACAAGAUUGGGGAGCCCAGAGGCUGCAGGUGCAGGUAAAGGGUUGGAUGCAAGGCGGUUGGUGGCGAGAGCCGGUGGCGAGGGUGCGGCACGUAGGGAGACGCAGCUCUGGUAGGGUUAAGCUCCCAAGGAGGGGGCUUUUGAGGGCGGGAGGAGGGGGGGUCCCAGUCAGACGGCCGCCCGCUCGGUCUCUGGGCUGCCGCUGUCACCUCCGUGGCCCAGCCCGCACCCGCUCGAGGAGGCGCGGGAGACCUGGCCGCAGCCAAAGCCGCAGCCACAGAGUGGGCAGACAGUAAGUGUGGAGCAGGCGCGGGAAUGUGGGCUGGAUCUCAGGCCCCGGGAUCUGGGAGGCAACCGGCAGGGCGGGACACCUCCCGCGCGUGAAUGCCUUCCUCGAGUGGUGUGACCGUGCGUCCCGUCGCCGGUCACGCUCGGAGGCGUCGGCGUAAGGACGCGGGGGAGGUGGUGGGAGCAAGCGGCUGGCGUGCGGUGUCACGCGGGUCCGGUGUGUGUGUGUGUGUGUGUGUGUGUGUGUGUGUGUGUGUGUGUGUGUAUGUGUGUGCUUACGUGUGCAUGAAUCUCUAGGGUAGCUUGGCACUGCGGGCACGCCCAUGGUGGUCAGUUGUGCCAGGGUCUGCCGGAGCGUGGUGCAGUGCUAUGCCUGCAGCCUGGGCAGCGCGUGGCUAGAACUGCAGGAUGGAAUGUGGCUCAAAGAUCUUUGUGGCACAUGUAGCAGGCUGUGUAUAUAUGUGUGUGCGCGCCUGCCAUCUCCUGCUGCCCCCUAGGUGACAGCUGUCCCGUGGGCUGCUGUUAUCCGUGCUACCCUUCCCACCAUGUACCUCUCUUCUGGGAACCUUUUGCCCACCUUUCCUUUCCCUGGCUCUGGGCCUUGCCUAUAUACUCUGCAGCCAGAUCCGCCUGCCUGCCUGCCUCGGGGUUCCUCGAAAGCCCAGCGGGCAGGUGGGGACCCUGGAAGAUCCCUGCCCCGUUGAUCCCUGCUAGGCUGGAAGGCAGGAGGGGCAGAUGCAUCUGAGGAGGCUGCCACAGCCGCAUUGGGAGAGCCAAGUAUGGACCUGCUAUUCCUGUCUCCAGCUCUGCGGGCUCCAGCCUCUCCUGAUUUCCUCUGGAACUCCCUAGUCUUCCCUUGGUCUUCUCCAAGGCAGGCUCCCUUAUGCUUCACAAGUCCCCCCAUUUUCUCACUCACCCUACCUGGCUUAGGGUCUCCUUCCUUAUUCCAUUCUCCUGAUGGCGAGGCCCUGGAGGUAAGAGGGAGGCUAGGUGUUAGUACCUGGAACCAAAGGAUAUGUGGGGGUUACAUCUAUGGAUUAUAAAGCUGAGGGCUCAAAAAUGUUGGGGAGUCUAAGAUAGAGAAGGAGGGUGUGGAUGUCAGAUCUCUUCUUGACCCCAUAAUCCUUGGUUUGGCCUGCAGUGACCACUGCUCCUCAGGAGCUCCCUGCUCCUCCUUCCCAAGCUGGAAGUGGAGCUGGACCUGCCCCUGGAAGGGCCAUGCGCAGCACCACACUCCUGGCCCUGUUGGCAUUGGUGCUGCUUUACUUGGUAUCUGGGGCUCUGGUGUUCCAGGCUCUGGAGCAGCCUCAUGAGCAGCAGGUUCAGAAGGACCUGGAAGAUGGCCGAGAUCAGUUUCUGAAGGACCAUCCGUGUGUGAGCCAGAAGAACCUGGAGGGGUUCAUCAAGCUCGUGGCUGAAGCCCUGGGAGGGGGCGCAAACCCAGAAACCAGUUGGACCAAUAGCAGCAACCACUCAUCAGCUUGGAACCUGGGCAGCGCCUUCUUUUUCUCGGGGACCAUCAUCACUACCAUCGGCUACGGCAAUAUAGCCUUACACACAGAUGCUGGGCGUCUCUUUUGUAUCUUCUAUGCACUGGUGGGGAUCCCACUGUUCGGGAUGCUGCUGGCUGGAGUCGGGGACCGGCUGGGCUCCUCUCUGCGCCGGGGCAUCGGUCACAUCGAAGCAGUUUUCUUGAAGUGGCAUGUGCCACCAGGGCUGGUGAGAAUGCUGUCUGCGGUGCUCUUCCUGUUGAUUGGCUGCCUGCUCUUUGUCCUCACUCCUACCUUCGUGUUCUCCUACAUGGAGAGCUGGAGCAAGCUGGAAGCCAUCUACUUUGUUAUAGUGACACUCACCACUGUAGGCUUUGGCGAUUAUGUACCAGGCGAUGGCACCGGGCAGAACUCUCCAGCCUACCAGCCGCUGGUGUGGUUCUGGAUCCUGUUUGGCCUAGCCUACUUCGCCUCAGUGCUCACCACUAUCGGCAACUGGUUGCGAGCGGUGUCCCGCCGAACUCGCGCAGAGAUGGGUGGCCUCACGGCGCAGGCUGCUAGCUGGACCGGCACAGUGACAGCACGAGUGACCCAGAGAACUGGACCCAGCGCCCCGCCGCCAGAGAAGGAGCAACCACUCCUGCCCUCUUCUUUGCCUGCACCUCCUGCUGUUGCUGAGCCAGCCCACAGGCCCGGCUCCCCCGCACCCGCAGAGAAGGUCGAGACUCCCCCGCCCACGGCCUCAGCUCUGGAUUACCCCAGUGAGAAUCUGGCCUUCAUCGACGAGUCCUCAGACACGCAGAGUGAGCGUGGCUGUGCCCUGCCUCGUGCGCCUCGGGGUCGCCGCCGCCCCAACCCAACGAAGAAGCCCUCCAGACCCCGGGGUCCUGGGCGUCUUCGAGACAAGGCCGUGCCGGUGUAGGGACAGGAUCUCUGGCCCGCGACCCUACGCCAGGGCUUCGCCCAGGCAUGCUUAGCUUAUUUGACCAAAGAGCCCUCUUUUGUUCCACGGAAUUGCAACCCGGAGAGGAGUCCAAUGGUUGCCAAAUGCCACCGCUCUUCCCUGGCUGGUUCUUCACAUCCAACCAUUUCCAAAGCCCACCAUCCAAGGCUUUCUGUCUUGCUUCCCUGCCGAUUUUGCCCCCACACCUCACGACUGUGCCUCAAAACCUGCAUCAAUAAAACAAAAAGUCUGCACCAA
Molecule: messenger RNA, 5995 nt
Organism: Rattus norvegicus (Norway rat)
Lineage: Eukaryota; Metazoa; Chordata; Mammalia; Rodentia; Muridae
Source: RefSeq, a predicted model, not a curated record